Triplophysa dalaica is the source of this 1612-nucleotide messenger RNA. RefSeq names its product NK2 homeobox 1 (gene nkx2-1). Gene Ontology annotation, biological process: cell differentiation; regulation of transcription by RNA polymerase II. Lineage: Eukaryota; Metazoa; Chordata; Actinopteri; Cypriniformes; Nemacheilidae. The record is from RefSeq and is a predicted model, not a curated record. The coding region runs from base 143 to 1186 and encodes 347 amino acids. Gene Ontology annotation, molecular function: RNA polymerase II cis-regulatory region sequence-specific DNA binding; DNA-binding transcription factor activity, RNA polymerase II-specific. Gene Ontology annotation, cellular component: nucleus. The transcript is spliced from 2 exons.
CCAAUUAAGGCGGACUCCAGUGCACACUCAUACAUUUCCAUCCCGCUGCAGCGUCGGUGAAACAACAGGAACAUAGAAGCUGGCCAAAAAAACAAGGAGAGAUUGCCUUGGCUUCUAAUUUCUCCCUUUCCAACACAGAACAAUGUCGAUGAGCCCUAAGCAUACGACUCCUUUUUCUGUAUCCGAUAUCUUAAGUCCUCUUGAGGAGAGCUACAAGAAAGUGAGUAUGGAGGGGAACAACCUGGGGGCUCCUCUUGCCUCGUACAGACAACCUCAAGUCACGCAAGCGGCGAUGCAGCAGCACCACAUGGGCCACAAUGGAACAGUACCCGCUGCCUACCACAUGACAGCGGCUGGAGUUUCCCAGCUGUCACACACAGCAAUGGGCGGCUAUUGUAACGGGAAUUUGGGCAACAUGAGCGACCUACCGGGCUAUCAAGACAGCAUGAGAGGCAGCACGACGGCCACCGGUUGGUACGGAACGAAUCCGGACCCACGCUUCUCCACAAUCUCUCGUUUCAUGGGCUCCUCGUCUGGUAUGAAUAUGGGCAGUAUGAGCACUCUGAGUUCAUUGGCGGAUGUUGGUAAAGGCAUGGGUCCGUUAAACAGCACACCUCGAAGGAAAAGACGAGUGCUGUUCUCCCAGGCGCAGGUGUACGAGCUUGAGCGACGAUUCAAGCAGCAGAAAUAUCUCUCUGCGCCGGAAAGGGAGCAUCUGGCGAGUAUGAUUCACCUGACUCCAACUCAAGUUAAAAUUUGGUUUCAAAACCACCGAUAUAAAAUGAAAAGGCAGGCCAAAGACAAAGUGUCCCAGCAGCAAAUGCAACAAGACAGUGGCUCCUGUCAGCAGCAGCAACAGCAGUCUCCACGGAGGGUGGCCGUGCCAGUGUUGGUGAAGGACGGAAAGCCAUGCCAAGGCAGCAGCCACGCUUCAAACACCGGUGUACAAAACCACCAUCAACAGGGGGGGAAUGUCAUGAUUAUGUCAAAUAACAGUUCUUCAAUGGGCCAGCAUCAAAGUCAGCAGGUAGGCAGUACGGGACAGUCGCCAGAUCUGGGUCAACACACUGCAAGCCCCCCUUCUCUCCAAACCCAGGUAUCCGGCCUGUCACACCUGAGUUCUACAGGUUCCGAAUAUGGAGCUGCUUUGCCCUGCUCUGCUUUGCUCUAUGGUAGGACAUGGUGACAACGGAACAGACAAUAAUGUUGUAACAAAAUGUUAUACGGAUUCAGAGAAUCUGUGUACUACUGUACUCAAAACACGAGUGAAAGAGUUUUUGGCCAUGCGAAAAGUGAUUGCGCACUGAAAUCAUUGUCUCCUUUUUGGAGGGAGAGGUAAAAAGACUGCAAGCAACCCAAGGAUUGCCAAAUGACAAAGGUAUCAAAUCUUUUAUUACGAGGAUGAGUUCCAAAACAUCAUUAAGAAGAUGGAAUUAUUUAUAUACACUAGAUUUUAACGGAGACUGAUAAAAACAAUAAAUCACAAAUAUUCUGUUGGAUUUUAAAAUGUUCCUUUCGACUGUGAAGACGUCUCCCCCCUCAGUUAGACGGCUAAAUAACGUUGACUUCUUAUAGAUUUCACUGUAAGACGUCGCUUGUAUAUUUCUGUAAA